Molecule: messenger RNA, 2027 nt
Organism: Periophthalmus magnuspinnatus
Lineage: Eukaryota; Metazoa; Chordata; Actinopteri; Gobiiformes; Gobiidae
Gene: qng1
Product: Q-nucleotide N-glycosylase 1
Exons: 7
Coding region: 86-1105 (339 amino acids)
Source: RefSeq, a predicted model, not a curated record
CGCAAUCUGAUUGGUUCCUGCGUGAAAACCAGGUAGUAGAAGGAAAACCACGCGGGUAAUAUUUUGUGUGACAAGUUUGACCUAGAUGGAGCCUCCCCUGAGCCCACGCGAGUCAGGGCGAUUCGUGGCUGAGCACAGCCUGGAUGUGAGGGUGGAGGAGGAGGGGGUGGAGCAGGUGGCAGAGAUGCUCUACAGACUAAGAAACUCUGAGGAGUUGAGCGCAGACGGCUGGAGAAAGGCUAACCCGCUGGCCCCAGACCCCACCUCUGACCAGGCAAUAAACUGGGUGUUUGUGGUCGACACCAUGAACUUCUCAUUUUGGCCCGACUCGGACUCGCAGCAGUGUGAGGUCACCUACAGGGGGCGCACUUACACAGGUUAUAUGACUCUGUGUGCUGCAAUCUCCAGAGCCAUGGACGAAGGUGUCCCCAUCACAGAUCCUCAGUUCUUCUCUCACGUGAGUCUGGAGCAGCUCCGACAUGUGCUGAGGUCAGACAACGACACGCCGAUGCCCAUGAUCCUCCAACGUCAUCAGGUGCUGACUGAAGCCGGGCGUGUUCUGAUGGAGCACGGAGGAAGCUUCCGGAGUUUUAUCAGCCAAGCCGGGAAUGACGCCCAAAGGAUGGUGGAACUUAUCACGGAACGCAUACCAUCAUACAGGGACCAGGCUGUGUACCAGGGGAGGGUCCUCUCGUUCCAUAAGCGAGCCCAGAUCUUGGUGUCAGAUUUGUGGGGCGUCAUGGCGGCGCGUGGAGAAGGGGACAUCUCCAACAUGGACUCUCUCACCAUGUUCGCAGACUACAGGGUCCCACAGGCUCUAGUCUAUCUGGGGGCUUUGAAAUACUCUGACCAACUCAUGGAGACACUGAAGAGAGGUGAGCUGCUGCCCUCUGGUGACAGGAGGGAGGUGGAGAUCCGCGGCUGUUCGAUCUGGGCGGUGGAGCGAAUAAAACUGCACCUGUGUCGAUUGGUCCAGGAGCGCGACAAACAGAAGUGCCCCAUAAACUCUGUCAUCAUUGACUUUUACCUGUGGCCUUACGCAAAACAGCACCACCAGCAGAUGGCGCACAUCCCCAUUCACCACACACGCUGUAUUUACUACUAAAGCUGCACAGUACGUCACAAUGAAGUCAAAGCAACUUUUUAGGAUCCCUAGAGUUUAAGCUGAGCUGGAGACAGGUCAUAAUUCCAUGAUGGGGAAUUCUGACCUGAAUUCUCUGCUAUUGUGCCCCGCAACAUCACGGAUAGCGUCACUACUUCUUGUUCAAUUCUGUCUCUGAGGCUUUUGCAGAGUCACACUAAAAUGUGCAAAUAUUUAAAGAUCAGACAGUGGACAGGGCACUGCGGGUGGAUGUCACUGACGAUAUGUUAAAAACUACACAAAUAAAAUGAAUGCUGAAUACCGGAGUACACUUCUGUGUGCUGUGUCUCAAUGCUAAUGCUAAUUUUGAAGCAUGCUGUAUAUUAAAACAACACCACAAACUUAUCUUUACUUAUGAAAAUAACUGGGUAGUGUUUAUUUUAAUUGGUCGUUUAUUUUAUAUUUUCUGAUUUGAAUAAAAGUGACUCUUAACCUUGAGACACAGUGAGCUAGGCUGAUGCUGUGCACAGAGCCUAUUCAUUGUUUUUGCCAAAAUUGUGCAAACUUACCGUAUUUACUACUAACAUGGUGGCGCAUUGGUUGGCAGCAGAUCAGCACAACCAGAGCUGCUUUCCUUAGUCAGUGUUGUGUAGAGACGAGAGGAGACCUGGGACAGAGCCAGACCAGAUGGUUUCAGAUGUAGUAGGAAAUAGAAUAAGUACCAACAGACGUAUGAAUGAACUACAACAGUGAUUCCCAAAAUGUGGUAACAGGCUGCCAGUAUAAGCACUGCAGGUAUGUUAUGCCAUAUAGUUCCCCCUCUACACCCCUUUUAAACUGGGGGUGGUGGAUGAGUGAUACAUUGGGCAGAGUGUGGGAACUGAGUUACAGCAACAAAAAGACGUUAACAUUAUUGUGUCUCACUGACUGAAAUAAAAAUAAACCC